CGUGUCACUAGGGGUUGGGGUCAACGCAUCUGGGCCAAAGCUUCCACCGCCAGCAGAUCUCGCCGUCGCGUCGCCGUCCAUGCCGCCGCGCCCGCGCCACCGCCUCCGCCUCCACCUAUUCUCCCUCCUCCUCGUGGCGCUGGCACGCGCGGCCGUAGCACGCGGUGGCGCGGUGGAGGACGCCGCCUGCGGCGCGGCGAACCGCACCGACGCGGCCUCGCUCCGCCCGGACCGCCUCACGGUGCUCCUGAGCGGCUACUCGGAGCGGCGCCUCCCGCUGCUCCGCGCCAUCGCGGGGGCCUACGCCGCGCACCCGCUGGUCCUCGCCGUGGUCGUGCUCUGGUGCAACCCUUCCACCCCGGACCGCCUCCUCCUCCGCGGCGGCGGCGGGUUCCCGCCCCGCGUCGCUCUCCGCCGCGCCGCCUCGGCGUCCCUCAACUACCGCUUCCUCCCGCGCCCCUCCGACAUCCGCACGGCCGCCGUCGCCGUAGCCGACGACGACGUGCUCCCAGACGCCGCGGCCCUCUCCUUCGCGUUCGCCGCCUGGCAGCAGCAGCAGCAGCCGGCGGCGCCGGGCCACCCGGGCGCGGGCCCCCUCGUCGGCUUCUUCCCGCGGUCGCACCACCUCGACCUCGCCCGCGGGAGGUGGGCGUACACGGCGGCGCAGCCGGGGCGGUACUCCAUGGUGCUCACCAAGUUCAUGGUCCUCGGGACCGACCUCCUCUACAAGUACUCGUGCUCACCGGAGCUUGCGGCCGCGCGCGCCGUGGUGGACCGGGAGCGCAACUGCGAGGACAUCCUCAUGAACUUCGUCGCCGCCGAGGAGUCCAGCACGGGGCCUGUGCUCGUCGAGGCCGGUAGCAUUAGGGACUGGGGCGACCCGAGGAACGACGUGAAUGCCGGCGCAGGCGAGGACGGAGGCGCGAUGAAGGAUGUUGGGCUGAGCGCCACAGGCGGGUUGGGGCACUGGGAGAAGAGAGGGGAGUGCAUCACCGAGUUCCACCGGCUUCUGGGGAGAAUGCCGCUGCGGUACAGCUACGGGAAGGUGAUGGAGGCCACCAUCGGCGAGCAAGGGCUCUGCAGCAAAGGUGGCCGCCUAGUCCGGUGCGACCAGGAGUAGCUGAAGCCUGCCAAUGGCGUGUGCCGGACUGCCGGGAUUAGAGCUGUCAAAGAAAGGUGUUACAUGAAGAAUUGGAUGUGGCACACAAGUUUGAAUCUGGAGCCGGCUGAUGUGGGUUUCAGAACUCUUAAACUGAUCCCGGUUCAUACUGGGACUAUGAUGACAAAACUUCUGGGCAACUCAAAGUCUUUAACACCGCUGAUGUGGAUACGUCAUGAAUCCCCGUUUAGCAUGGCAUUUGGAAAGGAAUGUUUCUUAUGUGAAGAAUCCUUGGCUGGCACUUCUAGCAGUAACGUUGCAGGAGAAAGACCAUCAUGGAAUCAUAUCUGGUCAUGCAGCCAUUUGGAAAGGAACGGUUUAGCUGUAGCUUGUUCGUGUGUGGAAGCUCUGUGAUUUUCUUCGCAGUGGUGUCAAAGCCUUACGGUCAUUGAAUCAGAGUGUCCAAAGCUGAUUGAAGCAAUGAAGAACUGUGGCUAUGACAGAUCGGAGAUCAGCUUUUUUUCAUCAGGGAAGCAAAACACAACUGGCCCAGCUGCUUGAAGAAAAUCUCAUUCGGCUGUAUGUUCUGCGUGCGUCAUCGACCUGAUAAACAUCGAUUGUAAUAUGUCUUCAAUCUAAGCAAAUAAAGCCCUCAUUUAUCCAAAAAAAAAAAGGAUUCAAAACCAAUGAUGCACGCAGCGCUGCAAUAUGCCAGUUCUGCUAAUCCGAAUUGGCACACAUCAUCAGAGAUGUGUAAGGUGGUAAAGCAGAAAGCAAUAUCUCCAUGAUUCAGUUUUAGUUUCCUUUUCCUCCAAAUCUUUGUAGCUUUUCAUUUCAAACACGCAUGCAGAAUUGUAAAGAGCUUUCCCCCCUGAUUUUUUACGAACUGAAUUUGUUUUGAAAACU
This is a messenger RNA of Setaria italica (foxtail millet), 2005 nucleotides long. RefSeq names its product glycosyltransferase family protein 64 C3. Gene Ontology annotation, molecular function: glycosyltransferase activity. The transcript has 2 exons. NCBI's taxonomy places the organism in Eukaryota, Viridiplantae, Streptophyta, Magnoliopsida, Poales, Poaceae. The coding region runs from base 80 to 1120 and encodes 346 amino acids. The record is from RefSeq and is a predicted model, not a curated record. Gene Ontology annotation, cellular component: membrane.